This is a messenger RNA of Paramuricea clavata, 1197 nucleotides long. The record is from the annotation of a GenBank genome assembly. Lineage: Eukaryota; Metazoa; Cnidaria; Anthozoa; Malacalcyonacea; Plexauridae.
AUGCCAACAAAUUCAGAUUCUCGACCGAUCUUCAUGGUUCCCAGUACUUCAUCUGAGAACGCACAUAAAGUCGUAGUAUUUCCAGAAUGCGGCAAAGUGGCGUGCGACCAAGCAUGUGUGAACUGGUGUACUCACAGUCUGUGCUCCCACACCGUGGCCGUGGCGGAAACGAUGAAACGUCUAAAAGAAUUUCUCAACUGGUUUAAGAAGCAAAAACGUUCUCCGAACCUAACUUCGCUUGCCAACAUCAAUAUGCCUCAGAACAAAGGUCGUAAAUGUGGUACAAGGAAGAGGAAAGGAUCCUCCAACAAGAAACCAACUGAAGGUUUGCCUGUUGUUUUCAGUCGCGUGAUCCAGUCGCAGCUACGCCAAGUUAAUCAACUAAUGGUUCAGGCGACUGAACCAGAGGAGUCAGAUAUUGCGUCCCGUCGUGAUCAACCUCGAUUUCCACCGACUAACGCCGCCUUCCAACGUUGCAUGAUACCAACAAACAACGUCCUUCAUUGUGGUUUGACACCGACAACCAGCACCUUCCAACCUGGUAUGACACCGACAACCAGCGCCUUUCAACCUGGUACGACACCGACAAUCAGGGCCUUUCAACCUGGUAUGACACAGACAACCAGGGCCUUUCAACCUGGUAUGACACAGACAACCAGCGCCUUUCAACCUGGUACGACACCGACAAUCAGGGCCUUUCAACCUGGUAUGACACAGACAACCAGCGCCUUUCAACCUGGUACGACACCGAUACACAUUGAUCCAAUAAUAUAUCAAGCCCAACCCAGUCCUCUUCCAACCUACCAAUUGCAAGCCCAGCAGUUUAGUCCAGCAAGACAGAAACCAGAUUUCGGUUCAUUCGCAUUUGCGAGACUCCCAUACCUUGAUAGUCGAGUGUCAAAAUGCUAUGGCUGUGGAGAACUGUUAAAGCCAGGAGGUGUUUUGCCUCCUCCACCAAACGAUCUAGUUCUGACAACUAGGUUGCACAGGAAAUACCCUAAGGAUGGGCAGCUACAAAUAUCACCAACUAUCUCAUCAGUCUAUCUCCAUGUCAGCUCGUACUGUGCACGAGCAGCCCUCCCAGACUUUACCCCGGCAUUGUGCUACUUACCCAACGAUUUGGCUCCAUUUCUUCAUAAGGAACACUACGAUUUAAUGUAUGCAAAAUUAGGACUACGUUUUGCACAGAACUUGUAG